Molecule: messenger RNA, 3287 nt
Organism: Gaeumannomyces tritici R3-111a-1
Lineage: Eukaryota; Fungi; Ascomycota; Sordariomycetes; Magnaporthales; Magnaporthaceae
Product: DNA polymerase sigma
Exons: 3
Coding region: 465-2663 (732 amino acids)
Biological process (GO): RNA 3'-end processing
Cellular component (GO): TRAMP complex; nucleolus
Molecular function (GO): poly(A) RNA polymerase activity; mRNA binding
Source: RefSeq, a predicted model, not a curated record
CGCAAGUGGAGUGCACGCGUUACACAUUGUGCUCUUUCGAUGUUGGCCAACGCGGCCCGAAAAGAUCUGUUGGCAGGUCCCCAAGCCUUUCCGUUUUGGGCCGAGGGGGGUCGAUUUCCCAGGUCGCGAAUUCUGAUUUCACCUGUGCGACCCGCUCCACUUCUGGGUCAGGAAUAAACGUGACCCCCGGCACACGUCGGAGCUUGUCUCAGCCACCAAUCAAUUCUUUUCUUAGAUUCACCUCAGCUUUUUCGGCAGCGCAGCCCGAAGCGCCACUUUACAUUCCACGCGCCGCAGUCGGGCAGACAUCGACUUAACUUCCUGUUACCUUUGUCGCAACAUCACCUCCUGCUCGCGGGCAAACGGCCUUGAGACUGCUCGUAGGCUCCCUGGAGAAGAAGCCAGCCAAGACCAAAGUCCGUUUGCUUCCAGUCAGUGAGUAUCAAGGCGCGUAUCUUGUCGCCAUGACAAGUUAUCGACCCCAGCGCCCGCGCGGCGAAGGCGGAGGCGGAGGCGUACGUGACAGCUACCACCCGCGCGAUGAUGGCAGACGUGGCCAGUAUCGGCCUCAGCCCAACUCGUACAGCGACUAUAGCAAUACGCGCAACUCGCACCAUCCCCCGCCGCCUGGCUUCGACAGCUUCCACCCUCCCCAGGGAGAGUUCACCUUUCGCGCCGAGAAGCCGUCCGGAAUCCAAGAGUCUCGCUUCGAUGGUGAUGGCGGCGGCGGCCGUCAUCAUCGCGACCGAGAGCAUGAUCGUGAUCGCGACCGCAAUCGCAGAAGCCACCGCCCCGACUAUGGCCGCAGGGGUGCCGAGCGCGAUGGAGGCGGCAGAGGCCGACCGUACCACGCCCAACAUUAUAUGCCUAACCGGCGCCUGCCCUCCGCCCGCCCCAUCCUGACUACCACACUUGACUCCAACAAGGAGCUGUCUUUUAAAGAGAGUGCUAGCGGUGUCACGUACAGAACGCUAGGCGAGCUGUCGGACAGUGACGACGCCGAGAUGGACAUCUCAGACAACGAACAGGAGGGUGACUCGGAAGAGCCUAGUGGCCACGGCAACAAGAAGCGGCGGCUCGCCGCUGGAGAUACUUCUGGAAACAGUGUCCCCAAGUGGUCCAAUCCGGACCCUUACACGGCUGCUCCCCCACCCGACAUUUCACAGCAGAAGAAGAAGGACGUGGUCCAGCUGAUCCGCAAGGCUCGCGUGCAGCCCGCUGUGGGGUCCAAGCCUGCCGUCCCGGAGAGCGCAGAUUUUAUCUCGUGUAACCUGGACGAUAGUGACGACGAGGAUUAUGUUGUGCUUCGGCCUGAUAAUUCGGGACGCGGCGACCAGUUGGAAGCCUCGCUGGUGUCAAAGGCCCCACCCACAGCGUCGCUGCCUCGCGCCCCAACCUCAAACUCGGGCGGGAAGCCGUCUGGUGUUGGCCAUCCCGCCAAACCACUCUCGCUUCCCAAUCGACCUCCUCCUCCUCCCGCAGACCUGGGCAGUCGCAAGCGCACCCAUGACGACGAGAUCAAAGUGCCUGACCACGCCAAACUCAAAAAGCACUCGACCAAGAUGUCUGCUGGCGUUGUCUCCCCCGAAUGGCAGCCCGUCCACGGAGGGAACUCGUGCCCGUGGGUAACGAUGGAUCAUUCGGAGCUCCAUUAUGUGUCUGUCUGGCUCGACAAGGAAAUUAAAGACUUCUACGACUACGUGAAGCCCACUCACUUCGAGGAGAAGCUUAGGCAGAGCUUGGUGGACGAGCUUGUGACGCACGUUAGGCGUACGUGGAACGAUGCCUCGGUUUACCCUUUUGGCUCCUUCAAGUCGGGUCUCUAUCUGCCCACGGGCGACAUGGAUCUCGUGUUCUGCUCAGACAAGUACCUGAGCCGUCACAUUGCCCAGUACACUCCCAAGAAGCAGGUUUUCCACUUCGCCCGCUUCGUGGAGAAGCGAGGGCUGGCUCACCAACACCGAGUCGAGAGGAUUCACAAGGCCAGGGUUCCGCUGGUCAAGUACGUUGACGCGCGGACCGGUCUCAAGGUUGACAUCUCGUUCGAGAACUCGACUGGAAUCACUGCUGUCAACACAUUUCUCGCGUGGAAGGAGGAGUUUCCCGCCAUGCCAAUCCUCGUGACCGUCAUCAAGCAUUUCUUGGCGAUGCGGGGCCUUAACGAGCCUGUUAAUGGCGGCCUUGGUGGCUUCUCCGUUAUCUGUCUGGUGGUCAGCAUGCUGCAGAUGAUGCCCGAGGUUCAGAGCCGCGCCAUCCUCCCUGGCCAGCACCUCGGGGAGCUCCUUCUCCACUUCUUUGACUUGUAUGGAAACAAGUUCCAGUAUCAGAAGAUGGCAAUCUCUCUGAAGCCGCCCCGAUAUGUGCCCAAGAACAAGGUUCAGACAUUCGCCUACAAGAACUCUGAUAGGUUCUCUAUCAUCGACCCGAACGAUCCAGAGAACGACAUCUCGGGCGGCUCGUCCAACAGCCACACCGUUCAGGAGGCCUUUUCGCGGGCGUACGACCAGCUGCGCGAUCGCAUCGCCUUCCUCGCGCGCUCUCCAGUCAAUGCACCUUUCUCGAGCGUCCUCGAGCCCAUCUUCGCUGGCAACUACACCUCGUUUGAGGAUCAGCGUCGGCACAUGCAAACCUUGUGGGAUAGGUCCAACCGUGGACGACGGUAGCCGUCUUGGCCCGGUCGAGGUCUCGCCCAGCCGUAGCUAGGCCGCAUCCGGCUCUCAUCCCCUUUCCACCUUAGACGGGAGCAUAUACGGCAGGCCACUGUUCGCGGCAACUCAUUUCUUUCCUUUGUUUUCUGUCUUCUGUUUUUUCGUUGCGAAGGUAUCUGGCCCCAGGUCCAUGGCACGGCGUUUUGGAGGGCGGGCAAAAUGUUUUUUUGCUACUCGGUUACGGCCGAGAGUCUCACGAUUACGGCGCCACUCACGUUUCCAGGAGCCGCUGGCACGUCGGUCACGAUGCCACCGACGACGAUGUGCGAUCUCCCUUCGAUGUCUUAACAGGUACCCCCUUCUGAGCAGACAAGACGCUCACUUUCCUUCAGUUACAGCUUGACGGGCGAAGCUUGCCAGUCGGGUUUCUUCAUGUAUCAUAGCACGGGAGUAUGGCCCUCUUGCCCGGCACGAUAUUUUCCAUGUCGGGUUCCCUCCCCCGUUUUUUGCCAUGCUCUCCAUCCGCAAAGGGACGGCCGACCUUGGCCUCUGGCCCCGAGUCAUCUUUUUCACCCCCUCGACUCGAGGCAUAGCCUUGAUUUUACCGAAUCGAUCUCCGGAUACUCCGGUUUCUCCGCC